AUGACCUAUGUUAGGCAAAAUGACGUUGUUGCUACGAAAAUGCUUAUAUCACGUGAUGGCAAUAUGCUCGUUGAUCUGGCAACCUUGGGCGCAAUGGAUCAAUCACCCCCCAAACGUGUUACCCGCGCGCGAGCAGCCGCAAAGUCAACGAAAGACACUGUUAUUAAAACUGCUAGAAUCGCACCUACCGCAUCGAAAUCAGCAAACAUUAGCCGUGGUACGACUAGUACGAAGAGAAAGACCAGAGCAGAUGAUGAUGAGGAGGAGCAAACUGAAGAAUUGGCAGAAGAGACCAAGCCAGAACCAAAAACCACUCGAGGACGACCGAGAAAAGCUGCACAAUUAGAGACGGAGGUAGAGGAAACCAUGGCUCCUGCGAAAGUCACUCGAGGUCGACCAAAGAAAGCUACAAUUGAAGCGCCAGCACCUCAAGCCGCAAGAUCCUUGAGAGGACGAGCGAAGAAGGAUGAGGUUGAGCCUCAAGCGGAAUCAGAAUCAACCGUGACGGAGGAACCUGUAAAGAAAGUCACCCGCACCCGAGCUCCUUCUGCUACAAUUUCACGCGCAAUGGGACCAAAGAAGAGGGUCAAGUUUGAGGAACCAGAUAAGGAGAAUAUUUUACCACCAACCAGAGCAAAGCCCAAGGCAGCAGGAACAGCUACUGGACUACGAGCGAAACCGGUUCGAAAGCCUGCAUCAUCUGCAACCGCUUCAACUCGUGCAACUCGUGCUAGAGCCAAGCCUGGCCAGGACGAGAAGGUAGAGAAACCAUUACCGUUAAGCCCGAAGAAAGCGACACAAGUUAAUGCGAACAAGGGACAAUCGUCUGAGGAUGAAUUAUCAACAACAGUGAAGACUCCAAUGAAAUCAUUGAUGAAAAGUCCUGUCAAACCGCCUGGAAGUAUUUUCGAUACUGCGAAAAAGAUUGAUUUUUCAACAUCUCUUGCAACACAAAAGCCUAUCGAAGGUGGCAAAUUAGAUUUCCAAGCGUCUAUUAUGAUGAGUCCAGCUCGUCGGCCCCCACAAACUGCAGAGAAGAAACUGGAUAUCGCUACAUCUUUUGCUGACAAGCCUUCAAUGGAACCUACCCAGAUUUUCAAUGCAUCAAUGACAAGCCCUGCUCGACGCCCACCACAAUCAUCGCCUUUCAAAGAGACGUUGAAAUUAAAUGCGCAAAGAUUCGAAUUCGGACACAGUAUGCGAUCACCUUUUAAGCCUAAUUUAUUUGCACCAGAACCUUCAACAACAGCAUCUCCACUCAAAGCUUCCCUUCUUCAAUCACCGGCUAGGAGACCACAAUCACCCACCAAAGUUGAUGAAGCAGGCUCACCAACUAGAAAUAAUCAAAGUGCUUCAAUAUUCGCCGCAACUCCAAAAGUCAGCACUUUUAAGAUCUCGAGAUUUGAAACUCCAAGAACUUUAAUGAAGAGCGCAAUUCGUCCUGGCCCUAUGUUUCCCCCGAUUCCGUCAAGUACCUUGAAGAACUAUGUCUCGAAUGGUAGUCCAUUGCCAAAGGAGGCAAAAUCUUUAGCGACUCCCGUCCUGGAAUUUUCUGGUCGACUUUCAUCCAUCUUACCUCGUUCUGCUGACCCGGCUCUCUCAUCAGCUGUUGGACUUCCUCCUCAAAUAGAUGAGCCUGUAAAAUCCGUUGCAGAUGAUAUCCAAGAAAAAUUCGAUGAUCCUAUGACUGUCGACAACACAGAUGAAAUAGUCGAUACAAUCGAAGCUCAAAGUACCACUCCACCAUGUUCACCUCCUACAAAUAGUACUAUCGGUGGUUCAUUCCAACUCAGGGAAGAGAAAAUUUCAAUUGAUGAUGAUUCAGACUCAGAAGAUGAGCUCGCUUCUGUGGCUAAAGAACAUUCACCCACUCCGCUUGCCGAUUUCCCGAUCUCUACCAACAAUUUUGUAUCUUCUCCAUCGACACUUGCCAAGUUUGAUAGUAUCAACAGAACUCCCAAGAUGGCAACGGUUCAAUCAUCUGCUCGAUAUUCACGCAAAUUCAACCAGGAGAAGAUUGGUUUCACUCCUUUGGCGAAACAGUUGAGUGAUUGGAUGGCCGCGAGCUCUGAGGAGUCUAGUGAAUGCGAUGACGACCUUGAUGAGCCUCUUUCACCCACACGAAAACCAGCGGAAAAGGAAUUGUCUGUCGAUAUGGGCAAGACUGCGGCAUCUCCUGCUGUUGCUUCACCAGCUAAAAGUAGUUAUUUCGAGGAUGAAAUGAAAAUUCGAGACGAGCUCAACAUGGCAGAAAACGAAUCUACUCCUUUUGACGAGGUUGAGGCCGAGAACAGUGAGCCAGAGUUCAACGAUAUGGAAUUACUUGAGGAAGAUAUCGACCUUGCAGAAGAAGCGGAUGAGUUAUCGAUGUUGGACCCUGAAGCUUUUGAAGAAGCUAAUGACGAGGAAAAUGAAGAAAGCCAAGAGGAGAAUGACGAAGAGAGCCAAGACGGAAAUGAUGAAGAGGGAGAAUAUGAAGCAACCAUCAUGGGUAACAACUUCCAAGAACCUGUGCUUGUGCCAGAGCCCACUCCCUCAGAGCCUAGUCAGGAAUAUGGAGAUGAGAAUGAAGUGCCGAUUGAUCCCGCACUAUUAGCCUCUACACCUCAAUCACUAGCCGCGCCAGUCUUCACAACCCCUAAACGUGUCUUGACCGAAAGGACAUUCCAUACCGUCGCAAAAGUGCCGCUUAAAGAUGCUCAUGAAACUCCAAUGCGUCCAUUGCAAGCAAAGAAAAGCGCUAGUAUCUCCAAGCUUUCAUUCGCACGACCAUCUAGCCCGUUAUCUCACAAUAAUACUGUCACUCCAUACUCACCCUCAAAAAGUACACCAAAAUCAAAAAAGAGUCAGAAAUUCACUGAGAGUGCAGGCAGCCAAGAAUUUACUACUCCCACUAAGUCAGAAACUGUUACAUGGUUUACAAACGCAACGCCAGCUCGUACACCACAUCCUGAUCUAAGUGCAGCACUUUUGAGGGGAGCUGUAGUCUUUGUUGAUGUACACACCACUGAGGGUGCUGAUGCUAGUGGUCUAUUCACUGAAUUGCUUACACAAAUGGGAGCGAAAUGUGUUAAGACUUGGUCGUGGAAUCCAAACAGUGAUGAUGGAAGCAAAAUUGGAAUUACCCAUAUUGUCUUCAAAGAUGGUGGAAAAAGAACUCUCGAGAAAGCUAGGCAAACUGGAGGAGUUGUUUCUUGUGUUGGUGUUGGAUGGGUUUUAGACUGUGAACGCGAAAACCAAUGGCUUGAUGAAGCUGCUUAUGCAGUCGAUACAUCCAUGGUUCCACGAGGUGGUGCACGUCGUCGUAAGAGUAUGGAACCUCGUGCACUUGCUAAUUUCAAUGGUACUCUUGUUCCUUCAACUGUUCCUGCGAAAUCUGCAUAUUCAACCUUAACCUAUCCUGAUACAACUCCACUUACACUCAAAUCCAAGAGAAGAGAAUCAGUACAAUGGCAAAGAUCACCUAUUCCUAACGAAGAAGGAGAUGUGGAUGAAUUGGGUGAAGAUAAUUGGAUGUUAAGUCCUGUUCCAGCUACACCUGCUCCGGAAACCAUUAGUGCAUAUGCGGAAGAGGGAUUAUGGGGUGCUGAAACACCAGGUGCUCAAACACCUUAUUUCUUUAAGAAAGAUAAAUUGGUACAAAUGACGGCUCCAGGUGGAAACAAAAAGUUUGUAAAUUUUGAGGGGGGUGAGGGUGAGAAUAGUGAAAGUGGAAAUUCGGGAGAUGGAUUGAGUUUCUUGAGAAAAGAUAAGGAACAACAAAGUGUUAUGAUGAGAUUAAUGGCUGCUAGGAGAAAAAGUUUACAAUGGGCUCCAAAGGUAGGAAGUCCACUGGCUAGAAGAUUUGAUGGUGGUUUAGAUGUUGCUAUGGCUGCAUUGGUUUAA
Sclerotinia sclerotiorum 1980 UF-70 is the source of this 3885-nucleotide messenger RNA. RefSeq lists its product as hypothetical. The transcript is spliced from 5 exons. NCBI's taxonomy places the organism in Eukaryota, Fungi, Ascomycota, Leotiomycetes, Helotiales, Sclerotiniaceae. Gene Ontology annotation, biological process: mitotic cell cycle. Bases 1 to 3885 code for a protein of 1294 amino acids. The record is from RefSeq and is a predicted model, not a curated record.